CGCUGACUUUCGUUGUUCCCUCCACGCAAAUAAUCGUCACUGUGAUAAUAGAGCAGGUCCCUCAGCAAAGGGAGGAGAAGGAAAAAGAAACCAAGGCCAAGAACCGACACACAAAAUCAAUGGCGACACCGGCGGCACCGAGCAAGCUACUUCUUGCUAUGGCUGGCUUGAAUGGCUUGCUCGCGCUGGGACACACUACCAAGGGCCGUGAGCAAUUCAGCCACCCGGCCAUCGACAAGCUUCCCGCCGUCCUCCGCGGCGCCGUGAAGACGGGCUGGUACGAAGGGAGCGCCUUCUUCGUCAUCAUGGGCAUUCUCAACUACAAGUGGGCGAACACGGGGCUCGUCGACGUCUUCGACAAGAGCAUCGCGGGUGUGUUUGUCAGCCUGCUUCUCGGUGCGGGAGCGAGCUACGCGUCCAGCGGCGAUGCGGGAACCGGUGUGACGCUGGCCGUGGUGGCCCUUCUGCAAGGCCUCGGCGCGAAGCGCGCUGCUGUCUAAAAUGCUGUUGUAUAGUAUGUGUAUGAACUUUCGCUCUCGAGGGCCGGGAAAAAAGGCCUAGUACCACACGCAAACACAGCAAGAGAUGUACAGGUCGAUUUGAACAGUAGAAAACUUCUCCUCAUUGUUUCAUGAUCACUGCGUCAGAGUUGAAAUAUUCGUAUACCUACAAUGAAGAACGCCCUUUUUGAUUCA
Molecule: messenger RNA, 695 nt
Organism: Verruconis gallopava
Lineage: Eukaryota; Fungi; Ascomycota; Dothideomycetes; Venturiales; Sympoventuriaceae
Exons: 3
Coding region: 120-500 (126 amino acids)
Source: RefSeq, a predicted model, not a curated record